AUGGGCUCGCGACUGGAGGCAAAUUCAUCUGCCGUACGCAAGAGAAUAGAGAAGCACAAGUUCGAGGAUGAAGGGGGAGAAGAGUAUGAAUCAUCCAAAUUUGGCGGCUUCAACGAUUACUUUCGGAGGAAGAAGAUCAAGCUCCAAAAUCUCGAUGUAAAUUUGAGGUCGUCCUCGGCCAACAACCCUCCCGUAUUCCGCGGUGUCGUUGCCCACGUCAGUGGCUAUACGCAGCCAUCGCUCAACGACAUACACAAAUUGAUUGUUACAUACGGUGGAGGGUUCAUGCAAUACCUCGAUGGCAAGACCACGGUUACCCAUAUCAUUGCCAGCACCCUUACGCCAAAGAAGAAGAUCGAAUUUCAGAAAUACCGCAUCGUCAAGCCAGCGUGGGUCACGGAUAGUAUCGAAGCUGGCAAACUACUUCCGUGGGAUGCCUACAGGGUUGUAGAUGAAGGGGUUGGGCAGCGUGUGCUGGGCUUUGACAACGGGAAUGUCAUAAGUCAAGUCAACAAUCUGGAAAGGGGAUACAAAGAUCAAACAGAGACGAGCUGGUACACUGGACAAGUGCGGGAUGUGGCAAAUGAGCUCGACUCACGUGGACCAGAACGUCAUUACCCCAGCAGCCAAUCACCUUUGGAUGCCAGGAAUACAUAUGGGGAGAGGCGGAACGCUGGAUACGUUAGGGCAGAUCCGGCCGACGAUAUUCUAGACGAUGGUGUUCCUUCCUCCGACUCUCCCGAAGGCGUCGAGGGCGAAGAACUAGACCCCAGCAAUUUCCCAGCCGCGGAUCAAACUUUCACUGAAUCGCAAGACAACAACGCUCGCGAGCUGGCUUCUGAAGGGUCGGCCAAAAAUAGCCGUGGCGCGCCUCCUGAGUCCUCGCUCGAUGGGCCAACGACUCCAGAAAGAUUGUCAUUGAAAGCUGACAACGAUAUGUCCACUGGAGUUGUAUCACCACGUACAGAAGCUAAGAUGUUUGCUGUGGAGAACUUCAGCUCCAAAGAUUUCGCGCCGGACGAAGACAACGUACCCGAAACCAACUCAUACCGGCGGUCUGCUUCCCAGGAAUUCACCUUCGAGGAAACUCUGCACACCCUCGAGCCUGCUACUGAGGAAUACGCUGCUCCUAAUGAGCCAGAUUUCGAAGCCUCUCCUCCUCAGAAGCCCAGCGCUGACAAUGGUACCACACCUACGAAGCCUACCGCCGAGGAACACAACGCCCAGCUAUUGGCUGACCCAAGAGUAUGGAAGUCCACCGUUGUAAAUCCGGGAUUCCUGAAACAGUACUAUGAAGAGUCUAGGUUGCAUCACCUGUCGGCUUGGAAGGCUGAACUGAAGUCACAGAUGCAAAAGAUGGCUGCCGAGAAAACAUCGUCUCAGAGAUCGCGCGAAAAGCGUGUGCCAGGUGCAAGGCGAUACAUCCUUCAUGUGGAUUUUGACAGCUUUUUCGCCGCAGUGUCAUUGAAGCAAUUUCCCCAAUAUGUUGACAGACCUGUUGUGAUAGCCCACGGCGGUGGUUCAGGCUCUGAGAUCGCCAGCUGCAAUUACCCGGCACGAAAAUUUGGUGUCAAGAACGGUAUGUGGAUGAAACAUGCCCAGAAGAUGUGCCCAGAUCUCAAGGUUCUACCGUACGACUUCCCGGCUUAUGAAGACGCCAGCCGGAACUUUUAUGCCGCUGUCAUGGAUACUGGUGGAGUUGUGCAAAGCGUGAGUGUAGAUGAAGCUCUGGUAGAUGUCAGUGCCCGGUGUAUAGCAGCCGGCGGUCAUGAGGGUAAGGGUAUUCACGAAGGGAGCAUCUGGCGUGAGCAGGCCGAAGCCGACGAGAUCGCAACCAAACUGCGGGAGGAGAUCAAAGAAAGGACAGGUUGCGCAGUCUCUGUCGGUAUCGGAGGUAACAUCUUGCUGGCGAAAGUCGCUCUGCGGAAAGCCAAACCCGCAGGUCAAUAUCAGAUAAAGCCCGAAGAGGUCUUGGACUUCUUAGGCGGCCUCACAGUACAAGAAUUACCCGGAGUUGCUUAUAGCAUCGGUGGUAAAUUAGAAGAGAUCGGUGUCAGGUUUGUGAAGGAUGUACGAGAGCUCUCAAAAGAGAAGAUGGUUACCACCCUGGGACCUAAAACGGGCGAGAAGAUUUGGGACUACGCUCGCGGCAUUGAUCGAACCGAGGUUGGAGAUCAAGUAAUCCGCAAGUCGGUCUCAGCAGAGGUCAAUUGGGGCAUACGCUUUGUCACUCAAGAGCAGGCGGAUGAAUUCGUCCACAGCCUAUGCGAAGAGCUACACAAACGCUUGCUGAACGAAGGACUCAAAGGACGGCAGCUAACGAUGAAGAUCAUGAGGCGUGCAGCCGAUGCUCCUUUGGAUCCACCUAAGCAUCUCGGACACGGCAAAUGUGAUACAUUCAACAAGAGUCUGAUACUUGGCGUCGCUACGAAUGACAAGGAUAUAAUUGGCCGAGAAGCCAUCUCUAUCAUGCGUGGCUUUGGUUUCUCACCAGGAGAACUGCGAGGCAUUGGCAUCCAGAUGCAAAGACUGGAACAGCUCAAAGGCGACAAUCCACAAGAUAGUAGCCAGAGACGGCUUCAAUUCAAGGCAUCAAACACUCCGAAGCGUCCGCUACCUAAAGACAAUUUCAUUGUGGAUGAUAUAGAUAGCCCCCAAAAGCCCAAGGUACAACCUCCAGCACACCCCGCUGCUACAUUUGCAAAGGAGACGUCCCCGACCCCAAACGGCAAGCCCCGCAUGCCUCUGAACACCUUAGGGACUCAAUUCGUACUUCCCACGCAGGUGGACCCAGUGGUACUCGCCGAACUCCCUUCAGACAUUCGAUCGAAGCUACUAGGCAAGCAGACUGCUCCGAAACCAAACCAGUCUCGGGACGCGACACCUGCACUCAGAUCUCGCUCAGGCACUCCCACUCUCCCCCCGGACGCUCUUCCCUCCCAGUCCCAACUCGACCCUGAAACCUUAGACGCACUCCCUGACGAUGUCCGCGCCGAGAUCCUAGCUUUCCACCAUAAAUCCCCACACAAGGCCUUGGCCAAAGCAGCUCAAGCUGUACUACCACAGUCACCACGUAAGAAUCGUACAACGAAACUUCCCAAAAAGCUCACCACACCCACCAAAAAGCGUGCGGGCUUGUUCUCGCGCGGCGCCAACAAAGCAUCUUCUGCCUUCUCAACGCUCACCCAAUCCAACUUUGUCGCCAAUGCUCGCCCUGGGGCUUCGUCCGCCAAAGUAGGUGGCGCAGAGCUAUCAGCAGAUAUCCCAGACGACUUCCUCUCCGCCCUUCCCGACGACAUCCGCCGCGAAGUCCUCGCGCAAGCCCGCCGUGACAGCUUGCAGAAGAAACGUGGCAUCGAGUUUACUUCUAACAAAAAGAAGCGACCCCUUAACGCUAAAGGCCACCAACCUACCGGCCAACGCACCCUCACUCUCCCGCCCUGUCCGCCAAAACCGACCUUCACAGCUCAGAAGUUUACUCGGCUGCCCGAGCUACGCGAAGCGAUUAGUUCCUGGUUCGAAGAGUUCAGAGAUGAGGGGCCGUACGCUGAGGAUGUUGAUGCAUUGAUUAAGUAUCUAGAGAAAGUGAUCGGGGAGGAAGGGGAUAUGGAAAAAGCGGUCAGUGUGGGGAGGUGGUUGGGGUGGAUCGUUGAUGAGGGUGUGGGCGAUGGUAGUGGGAAGGUGGAAGGGGACAAGGUUUGGAAAGAAGCUGUGAGGAGGGUGCAGGAGGGGGUUCAGUCGGCUGUGGAGGAGAGGGGCCUCGGAAGGGUGGAAUUUUGA
This is a messenger RNA of Letharia lupina, 3780 nucleotides long. RefSeq lists its product as uncharacterized. The record is from RefSeq and is a predicted model, not a curated record. Gene Ontology annotation, molecular function: DNA-directed DNA polymerase activity; deoxycytidyl transferase activity; damaged DNA binding. NCBI's taxonomy places the organism in Eukaryota, Fungi, Ascomycota, Lecanoromycetes, Lecanorales, Parmeliaceae. Gene Ontology annotation, cellular component: nucleus. Bases 1 to 3780 code for a protein of 1259 amino acids. Gene Ontology annotation, biological process: error-prone translesion synthesis; error-free translesion synthesis. The transcript has a single exon.